AUGCCGGUGUGGAUACGUUCCGAACUGGGUGUAUACACGGGCAAGUACGGUGUCUCCACGGACAGACAAGGUAGCAACGCGGACCACGCCGGAAACGCAUACGGAGCUAACACGGAUUUCAAGGAAGAGCACGGAGGCUACUGGGUACUUUUACGGUCCUUACACGGAGAGAAUUACGCAGAGAAUACAAACAUGGCCGCUGCACCGAACUUUGAAGCGAUCGAGAUGCAGCCGGGUCAGAAGGCGGAAUGGAUUACAAAACCCCAUCCAAGCGAGGUCGUGGGAUGUCCUCCCGGUCUCGAGUACCUUACCCAGCUCGAUCAGGUACUCAUUCACCAAAUCGUCGAUAUAUCCGAAGGCAGAAAAACCAUUGAGAUAGCGAACAAGUAUGCCAUCAAGAAUUCUAUGGGCCAACAAAUAUUCUUUGCCUUCGAAGAAUCAAGCUUAUGUCAUCGUUUCUGGUGCCAGGCGUGUAGGGGAUUCGAUAUCCAUGUCGUUGAUAAUGAACAAAGGGAGGUGAUAAAGAUUGUUCGACCCUUCCAGUGCUGUGCUGGAUGCAGCUGGUGUGCGAACACUGACUGUUGUUCUUUCAUCAUUCAAGUAGAAGCACCGCCCGGUAACAUCAUCGGCUAUGGGAAGCAGACAAAGAGUUGGUGGUACCCUCAUCUGGACGUCCUCGAUGCCGAUAAGAAACCGAUACUGAAGAUCAGAGGACCGUGUUGUUCGUGUCAGUCAGUAUGCUGCAGUAGUGAUCUCGACUUCAAAGUGAUGUCGAAUGACUUGACAGAUGAAUUAGGUGUGAUUCAGAAACAAUGGUCUGGUUGUGUAAAGGAAUACUUCAUCAACGCUGAUCUCUUUGGUAUGACUUUUCCUAAAGACCUUGAUGUAAAGGCAAAGGCCACUCUCAUUGGUGUUUUGUUCCUGAUUGAAUUCAUGCAUUUCGAGCUAGAAAACAGCAAGUAAAUCACUUGGGUAAUUAAGAGAAAGUCUGCUUCCAGCAUAUCACUCUACACUUAUGAAAUACUGCAGAAAAUGACAAAUGGAAGUGAUUGGCGUAGAUGCAGCCUUUUCGAGUGGUGCAAG
Molecule: messenger RNA, 1083 nt
Organism: Strongylocentrotus purpuratus (purple sea urchin)
Lineage: Eukaryota; Metazoa; Echinodermata; Echinoidea; Camarodonta; Strongylocentrotidae
Product: phospholipid scramblase 2-like
Exons: 10
Coding region: 1-963 (320 amino acids)
Biological process (GO): plasma membrane phospholipid scrambling
Cellular component (GO): plasma membrane
Molecular function (GO): phospholipid scramblase activity
Source: RefSeq, a predicted model, not a curated record